This is a messenger RNA of Dicentrarchus labrax (European seabass), 3164 nucleotides long. RefSeq names its product upper zone of growth plate and cartilage matrix associated b (gene ucmab). Lineage: Eukaryota; Metazoa; Chordata; Actinopteri; Moronidae. Gene Ontology annotation, biological process: regulation of osteoblast differentiation; embryonic skeletal system development. Gene Ontology annotation, cellular component: extracellular matrix. The record is from RefSeq and is a predicted model, not a curated record. The coding region runs from base 195 to 608 and encodes 137 amino acids. The transcript has 6 exons.
CUGGGCCUCGGUUGUUUUCUGUCACUUUUUUCCAGGAACGUCAGUGUUUUUGUUGUCAGUCAUCCAUCUUUUCUCUUGCAAGUUCAAUAUUCCUCCAGAUUCCCACCCCACGUCUUACAUACGUCUUACUCACCUCUCCCUCUUGGUCUGCCUCACUACUCGUGUCCCUCAACGACCCAGACACAGAGAUAAAGAUGUCCUGGACGUAUGCAACCCUCCUGGCUCUCCUGGGUGUGCUUCUUGCACUUUCCUUGUCUCCAGAGGCUGACUCGGCAGCUGUGCCCAGCAGCACAGGCAGCGCUAAAGACCCACAAGGUCCGCUGAAGAAGAUCUUCAUGAAGGAGGCCGAUGCCUCAAACUUCUUCAGAAGACGCAGCAGACGGGGGGUGAAGUCUCAAGAUGAGAUUAACGCUGAGCAGAGGCAGAUUCUGGCAGCAGAUGAACGAAAGAGAGAGUUUCAUGAGGAGAAGAGGAACGAGUUUGAGAGCUAUGCUGAAGAGGAGCACGAUGAACAAGACGAGAGGACCAGAGAGAGCACCGAGCAGUGGAGGGAGUUCCACUAUGACGGCAUGCAUCCCCCCCAAGAGUACAACCGUCACUCCAUCUGAGACUGAGAGGAGAGAGGUGAUGCUGUAAACUGACAGGAUGCCGAGCUAAUAAAAAAAUCUUUUAACUACACAACACUACACUUGAGGCUUUUCUCCUCAGACCUUGACAAGUAUACGGUUGAUAGAUCAGAACGAGAAUUGCAGACAUAUUGGACUCCUGUAAGUGUAAAAGUCGUAAAAGUAAUAAUAAUUGGAAUUUUGUUUCCAUUUUAUUCAUCCAUCUCGUCUUUUUUACUAACCCAAAAUGUAGAAAAGUAACCUUGUUGAAAUGGUAAAUCUUUCCCUUUGCCAGAAAUAAAAGACACAUUUAAGGAAGGUAAAAAAAUACAGAAAUAACCAUUUUAUAUGUUAUGGGCUAUAGAUGAGCAAAUAUAAGUCCCUUUCUUUUAGGGUUGCAGCUAGCAAAUAUUAAUUAUCAAUUAAUUGAUUAAUCAAUUAGUCUAUAGAAUGUAAAAAAAGGCCAGUCAUUUCCCAAAACCCAGGUUGACUUUAUUAAAUCGCUUACUUUGUCUGACCAACAGUCAAAAACCAAAGAUAGUCCAUUUACAAUUAUAGUGGUCUAAGAAAACCAGCAAAUAUUUACAUUUUAGAAGCUGUAACCAGUCAAUUUUGGUGAUUUUGCUUAAAUAACUUAAAUAGAUAUAAACAUAAAUAGAGAACAUACUGAUGUUUGGGGUCAAUUAGAGCCUAUAAAGGGUCCUGAUAGACUAAUAAAUUGUUGUCAAACUCCAAUAAUGGAAAUCUAAAUAGACUUAUUUAGAAUUAUGGAGGUCAGUCAACAGCAAUCACAAAUAUAAAGAAGGUGCAUCAAAUCCAACAGCUGUGGUCUCUGAGAGCCCAAACAGAAGUAAUGCAUCAUCUCCUGUAGCAGACUUCUAUAACAGGUCAUCACGUCCAAAUCAUGUUUAUAAGCAAUUCUCAUAAAAGCAGGAAAAGCCAUGAAACAUCAAGCUGAUAAAACAACAUUAAAGGGAUAGUUUGGGUUUUUUUAAACCAGGGCUGUGUGAGGUACUCAUCCAUAAUCAGUGUCCAGUAGACAGAGGUCAGCGUGUCACCAGUUUGUAGAAGCUGAGUCCCGGCCAGUAAAGAAGCAGAACAACGCACUGCUCAGUACAGCUGAAAAACAUAUUUUAGCCACAUAAUAAAACUCUAACCUUAAAAAAAAUCAAUAUAAGUUUAUCAUUAAGAACAUUUUCACUGCUUUACCUUGAUCAGACAACCCUUUCCUUUCCCUUCCUUAUUUUAUACAUUCAUUUCAUAUUAAACAAGCCUUUGUUUUAGAGACGCAUCUAUAAAUUAUUCUCUGACCUGAAUGUGAGUAGUUGUAAAACCUUAAUAAAUGAGGUUGUUCUGUCAGCUGUCUUUCAGUCUCCAUCAAAGUGGAUCAGUGACCCAAUAUAGUGGCCAGAUACUGCUUACCCAAACAUCUACACACGUUUAAAUCACCAGGUAACGUUAGGCUAAUUGCUGUCCGUACAUAACCUGUUAAUAACCAAAGCUAACUUUAGCUAUCCAUAAAUUGUAACUGUCACAAGCAACAUUUAUUUUAAUCUGUGUACCUUAUGUGCCUUAAAUCACACAGUGAAACAGUGCCUUUCAGGAAGUUGCAAUGUUGCAAUCGUGAACUGAACCCAGCCUUACAAUUUUGUCCAAUCAUCGCAAACUUUUUGACAAUGAUCAUAGUAGUUUCAAAAACCCAAAACGUUGAGCCGCACGUCACCAAACUCACUUUCUAAGAUACAGACCAUGCAGACAUGUGCAAUGUGAACAUCUCACAUUUAUCCUCAAAUCAGUGAUUUUAGUCUUGCCUUUCGAAUUUUAAUGAAUUCUACAAACUAUUUUAGCAAUUUUCACUUUUUUGAAAAGCUGCUGUGAAAUGAGGCAUUUUAGGUCACAGCAAUCCCAAGAAGGCCCACAAACUCCUGGAGGCUCUGGUGAAGGCUUUGGUUGUUAGCAUGGUUGUUUCUAGUUUCACUGUAGUUUCUCAUGUUAACAUAUGUGAAAGCACCAUCCUUUCCCUCAAAAGGGGGCCUAGCCUUGGCACUAGGGGCAUGAUGACGUACCUCAUACCACCACACUUCAAAAAAACCAGAACUAUCCCUUUAAGUAUGUUUUUAUGUUUUUUGAAGCUGUUGAGGAGAUUUAAGGUUAAAAAGAUGUUGAAUAAAUUGAAUACACAGUACCAGACGCAGAAUAGUGUGAAUAUACUGUAUUUACUCAUAUAUAUUAUACGCUAUAUAUUUACUCACUUGUGAUGACAUAGUUAAAUAUUUUAACAUAAACAUUUAAAAAUCUGUAUCCAGUGAUAUUUGUUACUGUAAGAAACGUGUACAAACUUUUACUAACCUGAUAUUUACUCCUUCAAAGAAGCAACGACACAUGCAAACAAGCCUCUUUUUUAAUACAUGAAUUUCUACAACUCCAAAAGCACAUUUCUGUAAUAAUAUGUAAUACAUGCAUACUGUGGGGCUUUAAAUGCUUAAUUUGCUUUGCUUUCUGUUGAUGUAUUUUGGGGAAAUAAUAUAGGGAAGGCCAAAAUAAACACUCAAGACCCAA